CGUUUGUGGAGGAGGUCUCGUGCGCGCUUCUCUUUAGGAUUUUUUUCACAGUGCUUUCAAUCAUACCUCCCUUUCGGAUGUGUGCGUGCGUGUGUGGUGCGCACUUGUUUGACAACAAGGCGUCCUUGUGACGGUGUACUAGGCUGCGGUGCCUUCUCGGCGUUGCUUGAACCGCCGGGCACGGACGACGACGGGGUGGGUGUCUUGUGAUGUAGGGUGGUGUGAUGCUGUAACGGUGCCAGCACCGCCGUGUAGACUCCUUUUUUGAAGGGAGAAGCUUUCGUUGCAGCCGCCAGGCCAGCCACACGGAUUGACAGUUUUCGCGUUUGCUGUCGCCGUCGCUCGCCGGCCGUAUGCGGGUGUGCGCUCUGCCUUCGUCCUGGCCGAAAAUAAUGUACCGUUCAACACACUACUAGUGCACAUGCGUGUGCCUACAACGGGCCCUAUUGUGCUCUCCCUCAUCGGUUUUAUCGUCUGAUGCAGUGCCUAAUCGGAUCGGUGUGUGUGCGUGUCUACAGCCAGUGAAGGAUUCUUUCAUCCUCCCGGUUGUUCCAUCCAUCGAAUCGAAGAAGAUUGAAAAUCCAAUUAAAACAAAGUGAAUUUCGAUUCCGAUCUGGAAGACGGAUUCCCUUGAGUCUAGAAUAUUUGCCGGAAUAAGUGUCCAUUCGAUUAGGUUUGUUCGACGGCGAGUGGGUAGUCAAUUAUUGUCAACGAAAAUUUUACGUCUGGUCGACACCAAUACUAACCUUAACGUUUGAAACAGAAAAAUAAUCAAUAACUCGCAUGUUUUGGUUAAAAUUGGAAACCAAAUCAUAAAACCGAUCGUUUCGUUCGGCAACAGCUGAAGCAGUACUAUACAAUUGAGGUGGAUUUUUUUUACAGUGUACAUAUUUUUAUCGUGUGAUGAAAAAUCCGGAAAAGGUGUGUUAUCAGUGACAUUGUUGGGUCAUUUGUCUGUGCGAAGAUCCAUUAGUGAAAGGAAAAAGUUUAUCUCAGUGAGCCACUACUGUUUUGUUCGGUAAUCAAAGUUGGCCGAAAAUGUCGAUAUUUCUAUGCAAACCGAGGCUGAAAUUGGCUAUUUUUACGUCAAAUUAUGUUACCGAAGAAGUUAGUGUAAUCGAAGUGAAAUGAUUGGCAUUGUUCCUCCGGUUGUGCAGUGCAGUUGUUCGAACCGAACCAAUUGGGAUCUGCUAUUGCAGUGAGGCUGAGGACUGUUCGCAUAAUCAAAACGGAAGCUGGAGUGGUCUGUGAAAUGAUACGCCGAAAGAUGCGACAUUUGGUGGUGCAGUGGGCGACAUUCUAGCAGUGAUACCAUCGUAGCUUACGUACCCUGUGACAGUUUUGCAUUUGGUAGAAACAGUUGGAUUACGCUGUGAAGCAGAAACUCAGUGAAGAGCGAACGGAGAUUUGACUGUGCAAAAUUAACUUUGCAAAAAGGCGGAGAAUCAAACCGGAGAAGGAGAUCCAGCGUUUUGGGAAUAAUUUCCGAUUCACGUUUUUUUUCGUUCGCUACCUUCUUUUCCGAUCGCCAAGAGACGUUCCAUGGAAAAGCCCAAAGCUGGCGGUGGUGAUUUAACGGGCGAACAGUAUCUGAUGCCAACCUAGCUCGUUUUCCCCCCUCACUCAGAUACGCCCAGUGGAUGAUAGUUGUUGCAUAAGAAAAGAGUGCAAAGUGUAAGUGCGAAAGAGAGUUUCAAUUUACGACAGCCGUCGGCUGCGUCGGUCGAAUUAAAAUAUUUUCGUGUUAAGUUGAGGUUGAUUUCGGAGCAACCGACGAAAGUGGGGAUCGGACCGCGGGUCCUCGGCAUCCGACCGCUUCGACCGUAGUAAGUGUGCUUGAAGAAAAAUAAUAAAGAAGAAGGACCGUAUAAUGGAUACGAUGACCUUCGACGAUGAACCGCCGCCCGAACCGCGGGACGGUUGGCUUUUGGUGCGGAUCUUUGUGCCGGAGCUGAACGUCUACAAGUGUCUCCAGUUUCCCUCGGACAAGGUCGUAUGGGACGUGAAGCAGCAGUGCUUGGCUUCGCUACCGAAGGAAUUAAAGGAAAGCUUCAACUAUGGGCUGUUCUGUCCCCCAUCCAACGGAAAAGCAGGCAAAUUUCUCGAUGAAGAGCGAAGACUGGGAGAUUACCCGUUUAAUGGACCCGUCGGCUACCUUGAGCUCAAAUACAAGCGCCGGGUCUACAAGAUGCUGAAUCUGGACGAGCGACAGCUGAAAGCCCUGCACACCCGGGCCAACCUGCGGCGCUUCCUGGAGUGCAUCAACGGGGGUCACGUGGAGAAGAUCGCCAAAAUGUGUGCCAAAGGACUCGAUCCGAACUUCCACUGUCAGGAGACGGGCGAAACGCCACUCACCAUCGCCACCGGAACGAAGAAGCCAAACAAACUGCUGAUCGCGCUGGUCAACGGUGGGGCCCUGCUCGACUACCGGACACGAGACGGGGCGACCGCACUGCACCGGGCCGUCGAGCGGGACAGUCUCGAAGCUGUGAGUACCCUGCUGGAGCUGGGCGCCUCACCCAACUAUCGCGAUACGAAGGGCCUAACACCGGUCUACCUCUCGGUUACUCGCAAAACCGACCCGAAAAUCUGCGAAAUUCUGCUUCACGAUCACGCAACCCUCGGCAUCCAGGAUAGCCAAGGCUGGCAGGAAGUGCACCAGGCUUGUCGGAACGGGUUAGUGCAUCACCUAGAGCACCUGCUGUUCUACGGUGCGGAUAUGGAUGGGCAGAACGCUUCCGGCAAUACGCCGCUGCAUGUUUGCGCUGUUAACAAUCAGGAGGCUUGCGCUAGAAUGCUUCUCUUUCGCGGUGCCAACCGAGGCGCACUAAACUAUGCCAAUCAGACACCGUACCAGGUCGCCGUCAUCGCAGGCAAUUUGGAACUGGCAGAGAUGAUACAAAACUACAAGUGCGAAGAUAUCGACAAGAGCCUCGGCGACACCAGCGACAUCAUCAGCGAUUCGUCCGGUGUUGGCACCAAUUCGGAUAGUGCAGCCUGCUCGAUCGGUCAUCCCAGCACGACCGUGGUCUGCAUGGAAGGCUACGAUGCGGGACUGUCCGGUCACAUCAACAUCCAGCCGGGUGACGUUAUUGAAGUGGUCGGUUCGACGGAUUGCGGCCUGCUGGAAGGAUUCGUCCGUGGGACGAAUAAAACCGGUUUCUUCCCUGCACACUGCGUGCAGGAGGUUCAGUUUCGGCAAAAAAGUAUUAUCAAUGUAUCGACCUCUACGCCCCAUCAUAUGUAUGUGAUUAGCACCGGAAACAGCGAGCUGCCGGAACAGCAGCAACAGCAGAACCAGCAGCAAUCCCAGCAGUACAACAGUCAAACAGCUCCCAGGACGAAAAAGGCUGUCACCGGUGAACCACGGAACGUGGUCCUGCACCGGGCAAAACGAGGCUUCGGUUUCAUUCUUCGCGGUGCCAAAGCGUCCUCCCCGCUGAUGCAGCUAAAACCGUCGCCUCGCUGUCCGGCUCUGCAGUACUUGGAUGACGUCGACCCGGGCGGUGUUGCCGACAUGGCCGGCCUGAAGCCGGGCGAUUUUCUACUUGCCAUUAACAACGAAGACGUCACGUGUGCCUCGCACGAGCACGUGGUCGACCUGAUUCGGAACUCCGGCUCGCUGGUUUCGAUGACGGUCAUCACGUUACCGCAGAACUUGGUCAAUUCAAUGAUGGAGAGUGCGAUGAGUGCCAGCGCCGGUAUCGGCGCCGGUGGCGGCGUUGGCGGUGGCGAUGGUAGCCAACAUUCCGGCUCCGGUAUGAGCACACCGGUUUCAUCUCGUCAGUGUUCGACGCUUCCGCGCCGGAUGAACGGUGGCGUGGCUGGACUGGCAGGUUGCAAACUGCCGGCUCCGAUGCCACCGCGACGCGAUCCAAAGACAACACUUAGUGUAGGACGAGCUCGUGCCAAAUCGAUGGUCGCCGGGCUGGAGGGAGGCGGCGAGAAGGAUGACGAUGAUUUGGGCAACCAGACCAAAUCCACUUCGGCCGAAUCGAUCCACCAGCAGUCCCAGUCGGCUAUCAGUACACCAACCCAGGGCGGACCGGGAACACCGAUACAGCCUCGAACGGCAAGUAUCAAAGCGCGGCCCACCUCUAGUCGAAUUACGGCUGCGGAACUGGAAGAAUUAUUCCAACGACAGCAGGGUGCGGAUGCAAAUCGUUGCUCAAUGCUGAUGUCCAGCUCUCGUUUCCAGUCUGGCUUUGAAAGUAGUGCCGCAACACCUCCCACCUCUCCACAGAAGGGACCAAUCGUGUAUGCCAGCGUCGCGGAAAUGAAACGUAAAAAGUCCUCCAAAAUCGGUACGCUAAAAGGUCGUCCCAUUCCAAUCCCGCAGGUCGGUUCCGAUUUGAAGCGUACCUUCCACAGCACACCGGACCUUGCCACGGCUGGAACCGUUUCGUCGGCAGGCAGUUCCGGAACGCUUACUCCCUCGUCCAGCUGGUUCAACACCGUCGGUCACAAGGGCCAUCGAUCUCAAGACGACGUCCACAGCCUACACAUGUCAAUGCAAAGACUGAAUCUCCCACCACCAAACCACCCGCCACCGCCGCCACCCAUCGGACAGGUUGUCAAGGUGGAAAUCUCCCGGGGUUCCGAGUACGAGUGUCUCACCGCACUGCAGAAACACAUCCAGCAGAAAGCCAAACAGCAGUCGAAAAUUCAGGACUCGGAGAUUAUGUCCAGCUUUAAGCCCGCCUCGAACGCCAAGCUGUACGCAUCCCCGCAGGAUAUUCGCAAUGUUGGCUAUCGGACCACCAGCGUCACCUCCAGCAGCAGUGGCAACAGCAGCAGCGGUAACAGCAGUACCGGAACAGAGGUUCGCAAAGCAUCAUCGCUGCGGUCCAACUCCAGCCUGGCAACAAGUGCAAACAACGUUACCACCGUUACCAUCGGCGGUGGUGGCGGAGGUGGUGGUAGUGGUGGCACUACCGCCGGUAUCGGUAGUGGCGGAAGCAACCCCUACGCUCAACCCGGUCGGCCAGCAAUGCAGCAAUUGGCCCAGCCUCAAACCCAACAGCAACAGCAGCAGCAGCAGUCGCAGCAGUACAAAUCACCUCCCCACAGUGCACCUCCACUACCUGAUCCGGAUUACAGUCUAAGCGAGUCGGACACGGAGGAAGACAACUCGGUUCGGUUGGUGCGCAAGAAAGUCAACGGAACGACGGGUGACAAUGCAGGGUCCGGUAAGGGAACCAAUGGAAGCGCCGGUAUCAAUCCGGGAAUGGCCGCUGAAACGAGCGGAAACAGCAAUACAAGUGGCAGCAGUUCCGGUUCCAGCUCAAUCCCUCACUCGUUCUCGGUGGAAGAAAUCCAGAAAAUCCGCACCAAGCUCAAAUCAUCCAAGUCAUACCCGAAUGAUUUUCUGCGACAGCAGAACCAAUCGGCUGAUCAAGCAGCUGGCAUGAACAACGAAGAUAACGGUGAUAAUAGCUCGUCCGGAGUCAGCAGCGACCAGGAGGUUACCGUUACUUGUAACGAGAUUCCGGCACCGAAUCCAAAGCCGACCGUAUCGGCUCUCGAUCCAAAAAAGGUCGGCUCACUGUUGGAACAGAAAAAGAUGGCAGUCAUGAUAACCUCGUCGGUGCCUCUGGUCCGCAGUGACGAAGACGAUGACGAGAGUCCCAGUCCACCGGCUACCGGUUUCCAGCGACACAAUUCCCUCACCCGGAAGCAGGCGGCCACCAUUGCGGCACAGCGUGCGAAAGCUAACCAGCAGAACAUCCAACAUCGGCACGCCGUUACGCUAGCAACACUGCCACCACCGAUCGAAGCCGACUCCGAUGAGGCCGAUUCUGGUGCACUACCGGGCGGGGAUGGCAGCGUUGGAGACGGAUCGGGUAUGGUGCUGCCACCUCCGGCUGAAUUUAGCGAUUCCGUUGGCGGAAUGGCUGGACCAGGACAUCCCCAACAGCAGCAGCAGCAACAGCACCACCAUCAUCAUCACCAGCACCAGCAUCAGCACUAUCCGCCAGCGGCGCUGAUCGGUGGCCACAAUCCAAACUGCAAACGUGUCCGCAUCGUCGGCGCCGUUCCGAAGGUCAAUCGACUAAAUAGUCAGUAAGUGAAAGGUUUUACACAACAUUCUACACAAGUAGUUAAAUCAACAUCGCAGCAACGUGCCCAAGGACACGGUUUAAAAGUAUCGAUUUAGAUAAGCUAAUAAUCGGGACUAAACUUUAUACUGGCCUAUUCUCUACAUCUCAGAGUUUCUCAAAAACAGCUUUUAUCGUUUUGAAGAGAAACCUAAGAACGAAAUAAACGAAUAUACCGGUGAAACAAAAACGUACGUGGUGGUGCCUUGAGUGCUUGGCCCAUUUUAUCCAGCGAUCCUUCUUCGGUCAAGCACCGCUGCACCACGCCCCCUGCUAAGCGACGAUCACAUUAAACGAGAAAGAAACACGCUCAAAUGGUUGCCCACUUUUCACCCACAGCCGUUGUAGCUAAAUCCUGAGCAGCUCGUGCAAUCUACCACCAAGUGCGAGAUCGUCGCCGAAAGCUCAAAUCUUUUGAGGCGAGAAGCGCGCCUUUCCCUUCCAAUAAGUAGCCAAAUCCGUAACAAAAAACCUACAAUCAAUGUUGUGGAAAGGAGUUCCCUCCAUCCUUCCUUGAGUUGUAUAGAUGUUUUGCCCCUCCCCCUGCCUAAGUAUCAUUGGUUGUAUUUUCUAGUGCGUGAAAAACGUUCUUUCAAGUUGUUCAUCGUAGAAAGUUAACAAAUGGCAAUCGAAUGGAACAAUCUGAGAAUUCGUUUUCGAUUUCGGUUCAAUGUUAGGUACUUUUUAGUUGAUCUUAAAUCAGUGUACAGUGAAGUUUCGUUUUAAUUUAGAUUAGUCAAAGUUCGGUGGGAUAAGUGAUUAUUAUAUUGCUCAGCACUUGAUUGUUUAACAGAGGAAAACCCGUAGGUAAAUGACGCACGUUAGCCGAAUUUGAUCUUUUGUAAUGUUCUGCUUCUUUCUGAAUACCUGUGCAUAUGAAUUAUUUCGAACUUUCUGUCUUUAAUUAAUUACAUUAAUUAACAAGUCAACAGAACAGUAGUAGCUAAUGAUAAGAUUCUUCAACAUCCACAUAUGAGAACAAUCCACAUUGGGAAAUUUUUGUUUAAAAAAGCACUCAUCCACUGGUUGUUAUAUUACUGUUGUAAAUUUUCUUCCCUUUGCACCAUUAGGCAGAUAAAAACUAGUUUGUAAUGACAAUUACGGUAGAGUGAUUAAGCGGAAGUAGAAGCAGAAGCGGAAUGGUCUCGAGAAAAAGACACUUUUUGUUGACUCCCCAGUUGUAGUUUGCAGUUUUUUACUCUUUGCAUAGUGGAAAGCUAAAAAUUCGUCACCUAUCUAAAAAGAAACAAACAAACAAACAAACAAAGUGUCGUCAUAAUAUUUAAUGCUAACGGAGUUUUAAAACAUUGCAAUUAUCUUGUCGUAUAAGCAACAUGCCCUACACACACAGACUCACUCACAGAAACACACACACACACUCACACAGAUAAGAAACAACAACAGCCAUUUAGUAUGAUUCGUAUGAAACGUAAGCGAAAUUUUACUAUUAAACAUAAUAAUAGAAAGAAAACGGUAAACUUAGAGAAAACAAAACGAAUAGAAAGCAAAUCUGUCCGUCAGUAAAAUGUGAAACAAAAAAAAAUCUAUUUUAAAAGCAAACAAUCCAAAUAGUUUUCACCGAAAGCACUCGAAAAAACCAUAUAGCCGAAUAUAAUCGCCGCAGUCCGAAUCCUAAACGAAAUGCAAAACGUAACACAAUGCAAUAGCCUUUUGUAGCAAGUUUAGCAACAAAAUAACACAUUGAACGAAUAUUAGACAAAACGACAGUAACCGCAUUUAGCAACUCAGCAACAGCAGCAGUCACACAGGCAUUUUAGUCAGCAUUAUAAACUCAACCCAUAAUCAAGAUAAUAAACGGUCACCACACGCAACGCAACAGUAUAGGAAAUCGAAAAAUAGGAUGAGAGUCAAAAACAAAGAAGACACAACCGUACUGAAUUAACUAACCCGCCCACAAACAAACGCAUACACACACACAUGCACCGACACACACACACGUACACACACCGAACACCCACAAACAUUCACAAACCAAUCGAUCGCUCUUGUUGUUGUCGUCGUCCCUCUGUUUUUGUGUACUCACAGUGAGUAGCGAGCAUAGUGGGCGAAAGAAAAAAACACACACACGAUCGGCAGAAGAGGAAAAUUGAAUUACAUAUAUUCAUUCACACAAUCUAAAAAAACAAGCAAAAUAUCUUGAUUCCGGCAAAGUAAUCUUCAGCAUGAUCGAUAAUAUGAUAUUACAACAGUAACUGCUAUUAUAGUGAUUAUAAUAAUAAUAAAACACACAAAC
Molecule: messenger RNA, 8352 nt
Organism: Sabethes cyaneus
Lineage: Eukaryota; Metazoa; Arthropoda; Insecta; Diptera; Culicidae
Gene: Prosap
Product: SH3 and multiple ankyrin repeat domains protein 1
Exons: 12
Coding region: 1871-6067 (1398 amino acids)
Cellular component (GO): dendritic spine; postsynaptic membrane; postsynaptic density
Molecular function (GO): ionotropic glutamate receptor binding; synaptic receptor adaptor activity
Source: RefSeq, a predicted model, not a curated record